Messenger RNA from Lottia gigantea (owl limpet), 603 nucleotides. RefSeq lists its product as hypothetical. NCBI's taxonomy places the organism in Eukaryota, Metazoa, Mollusca, Gastropoda, Lottiidae. The coding region runs from base 1 to 603 and encodes 200 amino acids. The record is from RefSeq and is a predicted model, not a curated record. The transcript has a single exon.
AUGAAUUUAGAUGUAUAUAACAUGAGUUUAGAUGUAUAUAACAUGAGUUUAGAUGUAUAUAACAUGAAUUUAGAUGUAUAUAACAUGAGUUUAGAUGUAUAUAACAUGUAUUUAGAUGUAUAUAACAUGAGUUUAGAUGUAUAUAACAUGAGUUUAGAUGUAUAUAACAUGAAUUUAGAUGUAUAUAACAUGAGUUUAGAUGUAUAUAACAUGAAUUUAGAUGUAUAUAACAUGAGUUUAGAUGUAUAUAACAUGAGUUUAGAUGUAUAUAACAUGAAUUUAGAUGUAUAUAACAUGAGUUUAGAUGUAUAUAACAUGAGUUUAGAUGUAUAUAACAUGAAUUUAGAUGUAUAUAACAUGAGUUUAGAUGUAUAUAACAUGUAUUUAGAUGUAUAUAACAUGAACUUAGAUGUAUAUAACAUGAGUUUAGAUGUAUAUAACAUGAGUUUAGAUGUAUAUAACAUGAACUUAGAUGCUUAUUACAUGAGUUUAGAUGCUUAUUAUAUAUGUCCAAAUAGUGUGGUAAUAAAACUAUUCCCAACAUAUUCUCACCUGCACCCUAUCGCAGCCCCGAAGGCAUGUUUUUUGGGAAAAAUCUCAUAA